Molecule: messenger RNA, 4362 nt
Organism: Oryza sativa Japonica Group (Japanese rice)
Lineage: Eukaryota; Viridiplantae; Streptophyta; Magnoliopsida; Poales; Poaceae
Product: MMS19 nucleotide excision repair protein homolog
Biological process (GO): iron-sulfur cluster assembly
Cellular component (GO): cytosolic [4Fe-4S] assembly targeting complex
Source: RefSeq, a predicted model, not a curated record
AAUAAAAAGAAAACCAUCUCGCGCCGCCUCGCCCCUCCCCUCCCCCUCCGCCGUCGCCGUCGCCGUCGCCGCCGCCGCCGCGCCGCCUCCCCCCUUCCCGGGGGCGCCUCCACUCCACCACCUGCCGCUCGACCGCCCCGCGCCUCGUCUCCACGACCCUCCCCGUCCUUCGCGCACUCCGCAGUAGCAAAAACCCUAAACCCCUGGGUGGCACGAAGCUUGUACGCGGCUUCGGCGGCGGGCAGCGGCGGCAAUGGCGAAGGUCGCUGUCGGCCAGUGGGUACCCCAUGUGGAGGCCUUCGUCGACGUCUCCCGGCCCCCGGCCCAACACUCUGCCAGUGUGGAUGCCCUUUCUGCCUUGGUGAAUAAGGACAAGCUGACUCUCUUUGUUUUGGUGUCAAAGAUGGAGAUGUACUUGACGACGACUGACCACAUUGUUAGAUCCAGAGGAAUCUUGCUUCUUGGGGAAAUAUUGUGUCGAAUUUCAUUUAAACAGUUAGAUGUUAAUGCUAUUUCAACAUUGUCAGACUUCUUUAUAUCAAGAUUGUCAGAUUGGCAAGCACUUCGAGGAGCACUUGUUGGAUGUUUGGCCUUGUUGCACAGAAAACGAACUGUUGGUAGUAUCAUCAUUGCUGAUGUCAAAAGACUUCUCGAGACUUUCUUGCAGAAUGUUCAAGUCCAGUCACUUGCAGCUGCUGACCGCAAGCUAUGCUUUCAAAUUCUGAACUACAUACUGGAUCACUACCCUGAGGCUGUCAAAACAAUGGGUGAUGAGCUUCUGUACGGAAUGUGUGAAGCAAUUGAUGAAGAAAAGGACCCGGAAUGCUUGAAGCUUUCAUUUAAUUUGGUCGAAGCUGUCAUGAAGCUAUUUCCAGAUCCAUCUGGUUUGGCAGCACAAUAUGCAAGCGAAGUUUUUGAGAUUCUGAGUAAAUAUUAUCCGAUCUACUUCACACAUGGAGUGGGUGAUGAUUUAGAUGCUACAAGGGAUGAUCUUUCUAAGGCACUAAUGCAUGCCUUUUGUUCAACCCCAUACUUUGAGCCAUUUGCAAUUCCUUUGCUUCUAGAUAAACUUUCUUCCUCUCUUCCAUUAGCCAAGCUUGAUUCUUUAAAAUAUCUGGAUAAUUGCAUCCGCUGCUAUGGUGCAGACAGAAUGGGUAGACAUGUAAUCACUAUUUGGUUUAAGUUGAAAGAAGUGAUAUUUAGCCUGUCCAUAGACCAAAUUUUAUCAACCUCAGGGGCUAAAGACAUGGAGAAGAAUAAGAAUGAAAUAGUAUCAGAAGCUCUCACUUGUUUGAAGACAGCUAUUAUUCAAAUGGGUCCUUCAGAUGAAGAUCGUUUGAUCAAUUUAAUUUUACUGGAUGAGGACAUUGUAAGUAGCAUCCAUUCUGUGGCAAGUGAAGAAGCCUCUGGUUUGACUUCAUUGCAAAACCCGAUUCAACUGCAUGCCCUUGGAAGUGUCAUUUCUAUUCUUGCUGAAUCAUCUGCAUAUUUCUGCACUAGAGUUCUUCAAGCGCAUUUUGCACGCUUGGUAGAUAGUUUGGAAAUCUCAGCUGGUCGUGAAUCUCAGCACUUGAAUAAUUGCAGUGGACCAUCUUCUGGUGCUAUUAACUAUGGUGCACUCUAUUUAUCUGUCCAAAUGCUUUCAUCCUGUCGAGAGGUGGCCUUGACAUAUAAAGAGGAAUUUUCUCCAAUUAAAUCAGCAAAGGAGUCUUGGUGGCUUAUCUUAGAGAAAAAAUUGGACUCACUAAUCCAUAUUCUUCAAUCAUUACUAACCAUUGAUUCUCAAUUUGUCCAGUCAGCAGACAGGCAAGAAUAUGUUUUGUGUGCUGUGAAGGGUUUGAUAAUCCUUGCAACUUUCCCGGAACCCCGUUUACCUCUAUCGGCUAGUGCAUAUGAGGAUGUUCUGCUGACGCUUACUUCAGUAAUUAUGAGCAAGUAUGAAAAUAUGCAUUUGUGGAGAUUAUCAUUGAAAGCAUUGACCACCAUUGGCUCGUCUAUUGUGGAGUUUCAUGCUUCUCAAAAGGAAAAUAUUUAUAACAAAGUUGUUGACAAGAUUAGUUCUCUGGAUGAGCCUUGUCGAACUUCAAUACCCCUCAACCUAAGACUUGAAGCAUGUUUCGAAGUUGGUACUUCAGGUUCAAACUGCAUGUUAAGGAUUGCUAAAUCUCUUGAAGAAGCUGUUGUCGGCAAUAUUUCUGAGGUUAAUGGAAGAGUAAAAUGCAGCGAAUAUGUAGUCAAUCUUCUUGAAUGCUACUGUGGUCGGGUCCUUCCUUGGUUGUUUAAUUUUGGUGGUGUCAAUGAACUUGCUUUGAACUUCGCUAUGCGUCUCUGGAAUGAAAUUAGGGACUUGGCUACUUCAGAUAGAAUCGGAUCACAGGAUCUUCUUAGCUCACUAAUGAUGGGAAUGAAGCUUGUAAUCGGAAUCUGCACAGAGGAACAACAGUCACUGAUUGUUCAGAAAGCAUAUGACACAAUAUCAUCGAUGCUGUCUCUUCCAGUGAAAUCAAUGACAAGACAUCUUUUGGCUGUUGAUGAGGCAGUUCCUCUAUACUCUGUUCGUGAUACAUUUCUCAUGUGUAUGCUUUCAUCGGUCAUAGUUGGUCUUCGGCCUCAAACACCUGUACCAGAUAUGCUGAUGAUGAUUAAUCUCUUUACGGUCUUCCUACUGAAAGGACAAAUUCCAGCUGCCCAUGCAUUAGCUUCUAUUUUCAACAAAAACCUACACAAUUCGGAAUUCUCACAUGAGAAUAAACUGGAUAAAGUGAUUGAUACUAUUCUUGAGAGGUGUUUCUCAACAAUAUCAGUGCGAAGCAAUAUGAAGACAUCUCUCUCUUGUGCUGGCCGUUCAGAUGAUGCUAAUUGCUCAGAGAUCUUGUCUGGAAGCAUUGAAUCAAAGGACGAUAUCAUCUCUGGCUUGGCCUGGCUUGGCAAGGGAUUGCUUAUGAGAGGAGAUGAAAAGGUGAAGGAUGUUUCACUGUUUCUUCUUAAAUGUCUAUGCUCAGAUCAGAGUUUGGCUGGCAUUUCAUCCCAUCAGGAAGAACAUGGUAUCAGUGAUUCAUCAUAUGCUUCUCUUGCAACAUCUGCAGCUGAUGCAUUCCAUGUGAUGAUGAGUGAUUCAGAAGUUUGCCUGAAUAAGAAGUUUCAUGCAAGAAUAAAACCACUAUAUAAGCAGCGUUUCUUCUCAAUAUUGAUGCCAAUUUUUCUCUCUAAAAUCAAGGAAUCUACUGUGAUGACUACAAAAUUGGUUUUGUAUCGAGCUUUUGGGCAUAUCAUUUCCAAUGCUCCAGUACCAGCAGUUAUAACAGAAGCCCAUCGGAUUCUACUUGUGAUGGUUGAUAGCAUAGCUAAAUUAAGUCAGGAUGUUAAGGAUAAAGAUCUAGUGUAUAGUAUAUUGCUCGUCUUAUCUGGAAUGCUGAUGGAUGAAAAAGGCAAAGAAUGCAUUGUGGAGAACAUCCACAUCAUUGUCAGUGUCCUUACGCAGCUCGUUUCGUAUCCUCACAUGAUGGUUGUUCGAGAGACAGCCUUACAAUGUUUAGUUGCCAUGUCUAGUCUUCCUCACUCAAAAAUUUAUCGCAUGCGACCACAGAUCCUACAAGCUGCAAUCAAGGCUCUUGAUGAUAAGAAAAGGAGAGUUCGCCAAGAGGCUGUUCGUUGUCGACAAACAUGGCAAUCAUUUGCUUAAAGAUAGUGUUUCUGCUAUGAUGGUAUCAUUCGGGUUCGGAAUUGCUUACUAGGCCAUCCUGUUGGCCGUUGAUGAGGUAGAAGAUAUCUUGAUUGGCUUGGUGUCCUGUUGCGUAAGGUGAGGACUGUACAGCUCGACGCACCUUGAAACCUGUUGUUCAUCCGGUGGCUGUUGAGUUCUGGAUUGGAGAUAUGAACCCUAGGAAACAGUGGACAAUGACUUAUGACUUGUGCCAAGAGCUUCUGGGGGACAAUCUGCUCACCUGCAUUUCAAUCCCUUUGUAGUCCCCCUUGAUCACAAAUCAUCCUCAUUCGAUGACUACAAUGCAACUUAGCUGGACGUUGCAAUCCCGUGCCCUCAAAUUUAUCGCGUGCUCCUUAACUGUGGUAGGAUAAUACUAUCAUGAUAUCACCUCAGUGAAAGAUAAGUUCAAACCAAGUUCUCUGCAUAUUUUUGCCAGUGCAGUAGCUAAAUUUUCCCUCUUUCGUUAGAUUGUAUUCUGUGCAAAUACUGUUCUUCCUGGAAUGGCUGAUCUCCCUGCCGAAUACUGUUGUAAGAGCUAAGAGACGCCUCACAUACAACGCAUCUACCAAAUUAUGUUUGCCAACAUCAUAAACAGUUGCAGCAUGUAAGCCACGUACAUUAUUAUUAUUACUGUAAUGGUUCAUAUUUACCUCAAA